AAAGCGUAAGCUGGUGAAAGUUUUGUGUAUUGUGUUUUGGCACUUAAUUGAUGCUGAUAAGAAAAUGAACGGAUUGAUUGUGUUUAACAGUGCCAACGACGUUGUGUAUCAAAAACUAAACGAGCCGUUAACCCAAAAGAUCUCAAAUGUGGCCAGAACGCAGGGAUUACUCCGAUCCGGAGGCGCAUUGGACAGCAACAUCCUGCUUCAAAUUUUCAGCCCCAUUAUCGGAUCCCAGCGAAUAAUGCAGUGUCAGUUCGACAAUGCUUACUCUAGCCUACAAUGCGAGCAGGGUUUUAAUUUGGUGUUCGGCGAGCUUCUGGGAUUCACCUUUCUCAAGAUCGGACAAAUUCCCGUAGAUCUGCUGGGGCGACAGGUGGGCGUGGCCAUUGCUCUAAGCCGCUAUUGUUACGGUGCAAACUUAUUUGCCUCCCAGGCGGGGGCAAUGCAACAGGAGCUGCUGACGCAGUGCCUUGACUGCUACGAGACGCUUCUGUGGCAGGAAGACCAGACAUACCUGCUGGAAGCCAUGCCCAAGCUGCUGAUCAACAUGGAGCUAAAGAGGACUGUGCAUCUUACAUUGGACGCCACGCUGGAGCACCUGAGACAGCUGGGCUUGCCCCGUGCCCACACCAUGUUGCUGGUCUCCCAUAAGCUGGUGGCCGUUAACAGCACCAGACAAGCUUUGCCACUCGCCGCCGCCGACCUGCUCUUCCUCAGCUUAAUGUCGCGUUCCCUCGAGGCACCCAAGUCCCCGGCCCAGCGGGCAGUGGCUGUAUUCCUCCAAGGCGUCUCGUACGACGUGAACUCUGGUUGCGUUCCAAGCAUCGUUCACAUCUCUCGCCUACACGGCAACCAGGUGCUUCUGCAGGUCAUAGAGUACGCCCACAUGCCACUGACCAGCUGCAUCUACGACUCCUUCUAUGUGCUGCAGAAGAUUGUAGCCGUGCAGCAUCAAGGCGAUUCGGAUACCCUUAAGCCGGCCUACGAAAAUCUUGAAACCUUCAUAGUUCAAGCCCUGAUUGCUUUAAAGAAAUACAUAAAACAGCGUUCAGAAACGGAUGACCUGGAGAACUGCACAAAGAAGUUCGCCGCUAAAUGGGAAAAUCUAAAGAAAAUGUACACGGAGUAUUUCAAGAACUUCGAGCGGGAACUUCUGGUAAGGAUUGAGUCAAAUCUGCCCUCGUUUGGAGAAGAACUUAAGCAGAUUUUCACGCUGGCAUGCUGCGACAGCUCUAGUGUCCAUGAACUGGACCAACUCUCUGACACUGCGGCCAAUGUGGAGGCCAAGCUGCUUGAGUUUGCCGAAUUUCUGGCCGUUAAGGCUACUCGCAAUAUAUCCAUCGAUGCCUACUUGGAGGACUUUCCCGGGCUGGUGCACUUCAUGUAUGUAAACCGCAGCAGCGGACAAAUGCUGGCACCGGAUUUACGACCAAACCAGUUGGUGCCCAAGACAAAGCUCUGGAGCAUGGUGGAGAUUGCUAGGAGCUAUCUAAAGAAGGGCCAGACUACGGUGAUGUGGAAAGACAAGGCGUUUCACUACUCCUACUUCCUUUGGUUCGAGGAUUUGUCGGGUGGCACACUAAACUCCGUUCUGGACUUGCAGCAGCACUUUUUGGCCACAGGAGCAGCGAGUGGCAACGGCUCGAAAUCUCCAACAGAACCGGGCGCUCUAACCAUGGACUACUACCACGAUCUGGUUGAAUUGUGCUUUCCCAAACUGUCGCCGGCAAAAGUGCGCGUUUACGAGUUGUACUGCAUUCACUUGGGACUGGUGACAGCCACAUGUGCAGUGGAACAUGCCCGGCGCCUGGUGGCCACCAUAAGCGAUGUUGUGGGCGAGGAAACCUUUUAAGAAUAAUCAACUUCUUGCAAUCUUAGCGUUCCAUGCGAAACUUCCAGCGUUAGAAAUUAUGCUAGUCAAUUUACGAGACUUCUUGGAAACCAAUCCAAUCGAAAUUUGUUAGGUUAAGGACAACUGUCCCUUCGUUAUAGGCUACACCAAAAAGAUAUUUGUAUAAUAAUUGGAAACGUUUUUUUUUUCAAUUUGCAAUAAAAACUUAACAACUUAA
Messenger RNA from Drosophila ficusphila, 2072 nucleotides. RefSeq lists its product as uncharacterized. Bases 65 to 1855 code for a protein of 596 amino acids. Gene Ontology annotation, molecular function: guanyl-nucleotide exchange factor activity. The record is from RefSeq and is a predicted model, not a curated record. NCBI's taxonomy places the organism in Eukaryota, Metazoa, Arthropoda, Insecta, Diptera, Drosophilidae. The transcript has a single exon. Gene Ontology annotation, biological process: vesicle-mediated transport. Gene Ontology annotation, cellular component: BLOC-3 complex.